Messenger RNA from Lathyrus sativus (Indian pea), 516 nucleotides. The record is from the annotation of a GenBank genome assembly. NCBI's taxonomy places the organism in Eukaryota, Viridiplantae, Streptophyta, Magnoliopsida, Fabales, Fabaceae.
AUGGCGAAUUUGGAUCACACUCGUUUCGACGACUAUGGCGACAAUGACGACUUUGAACUUCCUCUCACUCGACCUCUUUCCCUUUCCAACAAUCAACGACCAUCCAAAAAAUCCAAAACCAAAAAGACAUUGUUUCCUGACAAAGAGAACAUCCAUCUUUUCUCUCCCAUUCACAAUCACAACGACAAUUACGAAGCCGAUAACUGUAGUUUGGAUUUCAUUCCUUCCAUCGUAGAUUUUGAUUCCACUGUUCAAGUUGAUUGUUCUUAUGCGUUGAAUCAGGAGAAGAAUAGUAAAUGUGCUUAUUCAAACUAUUUGUUAGAGUCUAUGCUUGUGGUGUCAAGAACUAAGGUGUUUAGGUAUGGAGAGUCCAGUUCGAAGGUGAAUUUACGCGAUGAGUUUGAUUGUUCAGUUGAUUGUCCUCUUUGUGGUGAUGAUAUUUAUGAUUUAAUGGAGGAACAACAUAAUUUCCAUACCAAUCAAUGUCUUGAUAAAACUGGAGAAGAUGUAAGAUAG